Messenger RNA from Verticillium nonalfalfae, 807 nucleotides. RefSeq lists its product as uncharacterized. Gene Ontology annotation, molecular function: protein phosphatase inhibitor activity. The record is from RefSeq and is a predicted model, not a curated record. Gene Ontology annotation, biological process: regulation of signal transduction. The transcript has 2 exons. Lineage: Eukaryota; Fungi; Ascomycota; Sordariomycetes; Glomerellales; Plectosphaerellaceae. Bases 1 to 807 code for a protein of 268 amino acids.
AUGGCCGCGAUUGUCGAUCACAGCCCGCAGUCUCACUCCCCGCCUGGCCCAAACAGUGUGCGGCCCAGAGGCAUUUUGAAGAACAGCUUCCAGAAUUCUCCUCCCACCUCUCCGACUCCCGAGCAAACCGAUAAAGAGGUUACCAUCGCGAAUACGCAGUUCAACGCCGGCCACCGCCGCUCCUCCUCGGCCGCACGCCUCGGCGGCGGCUCCAGGCGAUCUUCAAGCCACGCUGUUUCCGUCUCCGGCGGUGACGAGCAGGAGGAUCCCUCACAGGACUCCCAGCGCCUCAAGUGGGACGAGGCCAAUCUCUACCUCACCGAGCAGGAGCGCUCGUCGACCAUGAAGAUUACGGAACCAAAGACACCCUAUGCCAAGCACUACGACCCCUCCGAGGACCCCUCGGACGAAGACGAGAUCAUGGAAGGUGCUGGUCCUGGUCUCGACGCUGCGUCUGGCUCUGUUCGCCGCAAGACUCACCGUCGUCCUGCCGGCGAAGAUGACAUUCCGGACAUGUCGCUGGGCGAGCCGGAGGAGGCGGUCCCGGAAAGCGAGUCGAGCAAAGAAAAACAGCUCAAGGUUCACGUGGACGAGAACAGCGACAGCGGCGGCCACGGAGAAGACGAGCUGGCGGGCCUCUCGCCCGAAGAGAGGGAGAAGCACCGCCGCUUCGAGGCUCUGCGGAAGAAGCACUACGAAAUGAAGGAUGUUGCCCACUUGCUGGGUCACCCCGAGGAGACCAUCGAGGACGACGAGGAGGUCCCCUCGCUGCCCCGCCAGGAUCACGCCAUGAACGGCCAGGCAUGA